UGGCUUCCGUCCCGGCGAGGCUUGAUUGCGUCACUUCCUGAUGGAGCGACGAUUGGUCACAGCGCAGGAGAGGGCGUGGCGCCAGAAUUUUACCUCAGAACUAGCACGAAGGCUGUUUUUCCCCCGCUCAACCGUUAGGCUAUGGCAGCGAUCAAGGCCAUAAACUCCAAGGCUGAAGUGGCGCGGGCCCAGGCGGCCUUGGCUGUCAACAUAUGCGCCGCCCGAGGGCUGCAGGAUGUGCUGAGGACCAACUUGGGUCCUAAGGGCACCAUGAAAAUGCUUGUUUCUGGUGCCGGUGACAUCAAACUCACCAAAGAUGGCAAUGUACUGCUUCAUGAGAUGCAAAUUCAACACCCAACAGCUUCCUUGAUAGCAAAAGUUGCAACAGCACAGGAUGACAUCACAGGAGAUGGUACUACUUCAAAUGUUCUAAUUAUUGGAGAGUUAUUAAAACAAGCUGAUCUUUACAUUUCUGAGGGCCUGCACCCUAGAAUAAUAGCAGAAGGAUUUGAAGCUGCAAAGAUAAAAGCACUUGAUGUUUUGGAGGAAGUUAAAGUAAAAAAGGAGAUGAAAAGAGAAAUCCUCUUAGAUGUGGCUAGAACAUCUCUACGGACGAAAGUUCAUGCAGAACUGGCUGAUGUGUUAACAGAGGCUGUGGUGGAUUCCGUAUUGGCUGUUAGAAGACCAGGUUACCCUAUUGAUCUCUUCAUGGUGGAAAUAGUGGAGAUGAAGCAUAAAGCAGGAACAGAUACACAGUUGAUCCGAGGAUUAGUUUUGGAUCAUGGUGCCCGUCAUCCAGAUAUGAAAAAGCAAGUAAGAGAUGCAUUUAUUCUUACUUGCAAUGUGUCACUAGAAUAUGAAAAAACAGAGGUGAACUCUGGUUUCUUUUACAAGACUGCAGAAGAGAAAGAGAAAUUGGUAAAAGCUGAAAGGAAAUUUAUUGAAGAUAGAGUACAAAAAAUAAUAGACCUCAAAGAGAAAGUCUGUUCUGAGACCAAUAAAGGAUUUGUUGUCAUUAAUCAAAAGGGAAUUGAUCCAUUUUCCUUAGAUGUUCUUGCAAAACAUGGAAUAGUAGCUCUUCGUAGAGCCAAAAGAAGAAAUAUGGAAAGACUCUCUCUUGCUUGUGGUGGAGUGGCUGUGAAUUCUCUUGAAGACCUAAAUGCAGAAUGCUUGGGACAUGCUGGUCUUGUAUAUGAGUACACACUAGGUGAAGAAAAGUUCACUUUUAUUGAGGACUGUGUUAACCCUCGCUCUGUCACCUUGUUGGUCAAAGGACCAAAUAAGCAUACUCUUACACAAAUCAAGGAUGCCCUAAGAGAUGGACUUCGUGCCAUCAAAAAUGCCAUUGAAGAUGGUUGUGUGGUUCCAGGGGCUGGUGCAGUUGAAGUGGCAAUAGCUGAAGCUCUUGUUAAGCACAAGCACAGUGUAAAGGGAAGAGCUCGUCUUGGAGUCCAAGCUUUUGCUGAUGCCUUACUCAUUAUUCCCAAGGUUCUGGCUCAGAAUUCUGGUUAUGACUUGCAGGAAACACUAGUAAAAAUUCAGGCUGAGCAUUCAGAAUCAAAGCAACUGGUUGGCAUAGAUUUGAAUACAGGGGAGUCAAUGGUACCAGCAGAUACAGGAGUUUGGGAUAAUUAUUGUGUGAAAAAACAACUUCUUCACUCUUGCACAGUGAUUGCCACCAACAUUCUCCUGGUUGAUGAAAUUAUGCGAGCUGGGAUGUCUUCUCUCAAAGGGUGAUGAAAUGAAAUCCAACUCUUCUGGAAGACAAUUCAGGGCAUCUGACAUUCAACUGUUGUUGGAUAGCCUGGGCCAUUCUUAAUUUUUACAAAAUAAAUGUAGCUUAUAUAUUAUGGUUUAAAUCGUCUCAAAGAUCAUCAAAUUAUAAAGAGCCCAAGAAAUGUUUUCACAGUAAAAGGAUAUAAUGGAAAAUUUUUUUUCAGAGUCCUAACUCCUUACUCUGUGUUUUGUAAGCUAUUGCAAUUUUUAUAAAAUAGAAUCUAUUAUGAUUGUUAGAUAUUUUGUGAUAACUUUUAAUUAUUCAAAUAUGCAGCACAGGUUUUAGAAUCUAAAUCAAUUCCCCAUUUAUCAGAGGGUAUAAACGUAGUAAGACAAACUGUUUACUGUCUUGAAAGUCCUUCAGUAAAUUCUUGUUGCUACUCUUUCCUUUUAUAAAUAUAGCAUCACUUUAUGGAUUGCAUUGAUUUACAUUACCUGAUAUUUAUUUAAUAGAUAUCUUAUAUUUUACCUGGCUCUUUUGUGUAUUUGAUUUUAUGUGUGAUCAACAACUUAGGUUACUGUGCUAAUUCAGAUCUGAAUAUAUAAUGAAGUACUUUCACCUGAAAAGGUAGAUAUUGUUAGCAUCAAUUCUUUAAAUAAUUGUUUUGGGCUUUGAAUGCCUCUGUUUUUUUUGGUUCUUUUUAGUUGUGCAUGACAGUAGAAUGUAUUUUGACAUAUUACACAUACAUUGAGUAUAAUAACUUCCCAUUCUUUUUUAAGUUAUUUUUUAGUUGUUAAUGGACCUUUAUUUUUUAUUUAUUUAUAUGUGGUAUUGAGACUCAAACCCAGUGUCUCACACAUACUAGGCAAGCGCUGUACCACUGAGCCACAACCUCAGCCCAUAACUUCCCAUUCUUGUAGUUGCACAUAACGUGGAGUUACACUGAUCAUGUAUUCCUAUAUUAACAUAGGAAAGUUAUGUCUGAUUCACUCUACUAUCUUUCCUCCCAUCCCCCUCCCUUCCCUUCAUUCCCCUUAUAUAGGUAUUACAGUAAUAUCUUUCAUGUUCCAAACUCUAGAAUUAAUCUAUUAUACUUUUUAAUUGUUGUUAGGUUCCUUUUGGUUAACUUUUCAUGGGUCUAAGGGAUUAAAAUAUGGUAGGUACAUUAAUGGAUCUUUGAUCUAUUUGUGCAUGUAGGUUUCCCCUAGUUUAACACCUAUAAUUUUAUAGUCAUUUUUUUUCACUUGAAAUGUUGUCAAUAUCUUUCCAAGUCAAUAAUUAAACUUCUGAACUGUCUUACGUGGCAUUUCAUUGUAUGGUUACACUUCAAUUUAUUUUGAAAAUAAAUCAAACAAUAUCCUAUUUCUAUUAUAAAUUUUAUGUUUAUAAAUAAUAUAAUUCUAUUUUUAAUUUUUUUAUUAUAAACAAAGAUCUCCUUUUUAAACCUAUGCCUUAUUCUGUAGUAUAGGACUUUUAAAAUGGACAUACCAUGCAUAUUGCUGGACCUUUUCUAUGUAAAAUGUUUAAAUUAGGAAAUAUUUAAAAUGUAGAAAAAGGAGAGCAAAUAAUAAACACUUUGUACCCUUUACCUAGCUUUAAUCAAUAGUAACAUUUUGCCAUGUUUGUUUUUGAUUUUCUUUUUAAGAAAUUAAAGUGUGAAUGUUAAUUAAAGCAUCAUUUUUAACCACUCAUA
Marmota monax (woodchuck) is the source of this 3410-nucleotide messenger RNA. RefSeq names its product chaperonin containing TCP1 subunit 6B (gene Cct6b). The record is from RefSeq and is a predicted model, not a curated record. Bases 142 to 1737 code for a protein of 531 amino acids. The transcript is spliced from 14 exons. Lineage: Eukaryota; Metazoa; Chordata; Mammalia; Rodentia; Sciuridae. Gene Ontology annotation, cellular component: chaperonin-containing T-complex. Gene Ontology annotation, biological process: protein folding. Gene Ontology annotation, molecular function: ATP-dependent protein folding chaperone; ATP hydrolysis activity; ATP binding.